AUGGCCUACAAUGAUGAUGCUGUGCUGGCAAAGCUGUCAGCCUUGAAUGAGAGCCAUGAUAGCAUUGCAACUGCGGCACAAUGGAUCAUGUUCCACAAGCGACAUGCAGAUCGCACAGUGCAGCUCUGGCUGCAGCGCCUUCGUGAUUCAACAAGCACCAAGAGACUGAGCUUAAUCUACCUGGCAAACGAGGUCACCCAGCAGUCAAAGGCCAGGCACAAGGAGGAUUUUCUCACCGCUUUCUCUCCGGUUAUUGCAGAGGCGACAGCAUUGGCCUAUAAGGGCGCCCCAGCUGAGAUCCAAAACAAGCUCAGAAGAGUCAUGGACGUAUGGAAGGAUCGCUUCAUAUUUGAGCCGCCUGUUCAGCAGGCCAUCGAGGCGCGCAUUGAUGAACUUGACAAGGCCCGCGGAACUGCAAAGGCAACCUUUACCGGCCCUGCGGUCGGUGGCCCGUCUAUUCCUGCAGAGCUUACUCCGCUCGUCACCUCGUAUCAGGACGUCUCGAAGCUCAACCUGCCCACCAAGACGGCCAUCAGCACGGCCAACCAAGACUUUGAGAAGGUCACAGACCCCUCGACGCCUGUGCCUUCGGCCCCCGUCUACGCUGCGCGCCUCAACGGGCUAUUGAAGAGCCUAGCCAGUGCCGAGGGCGCUGUUGCUGAAUGUGUCAAGGCCCGAAAGGGUCUCAUUGGCGAACUCGAAAAGCUUCUCAGCGCAAGUCAGGAGGCGCUGACUAACGACGAAAAGCAGUACGCCGAAUUGACCUCGCGGAAGGCCGAGACCGAGGAGAAGAGACGCGAGAUCGAGCAGGCCAUUAUGCGUGGUCUGCCUGCCCACGAGGCUUCGCAAUCCCCGGGCAACGGAACAUCCAAGACCCCAGAGCCGGAGAGGCCGGAGAUUGAGGCGCUCACUCCCCCGCCCGUCGAGGCUUUCACGCCGCCGUCUGUGGAGGCACUGACGCCUCCACCUGUUCACGAUGAGCCAGCUGUCCUUCACCAUGCAGAUGCCGACCGCGCACGCUCGGCGUCAAGCCAGCGAUUCCAGCCGCCCGCCGCAUCUGGCAUUGAAAUGCUGUCUGCUCUCGCCUCCCAGUACCAGUCGAUCCCUGUCUCGGCCAACGGCGCGAACAAGAGACGUCGACUUGAUGGAGAUGAUUUCCCGGACCUCGGAGGUGACGAUGGCAUUGAUGCCGACGUGGCUGAGAUGCUACGCAAGGAGAGCAACGGCAGCGCUUGA
Molecule: messenger RNA, 1236 nt
Organism: Colletotrichum higginsianum IMI 349063
Lineage: Eukaryota; Fungi; Ascomycota; Sordariomycetes; Glomerellales; Glomerellaceae
Product: Duf618 domain protein
Exons: 4
Coding region: 1-1236 (411 amino acids)
Biological process (GO): mRNA 3'-end processing
Cellular component (GO): RNA polymerase II, holoenzyme
Molecular function (GO): RNA polymerase II C-terminal domain binding
Source: RefSeq, a predicted model, not a curated record